AUGUCGCCAUUCCUCAACCCAUCACAGAGAAACAUUUCACCAAAAAGCUGGAGCUCCCCCCAUCAGAGCUGGCAGAGCAGAAACCGACCAGUCUCUCAGAGCCACUGGAGCCCUCAAUAUUACAAUUCUAGUUCUAGUCCAAAUGGACAGUGGGCAUCCCGACAACAGUGGUCUCCUAACCAAUGGGACCCAGCAUCCAAUUACCACAGAAGCUGGAGCUACAGCCCAGGAACUCCGAAAUAUUCACCCUUUUAUAAAAAUAAUCCUGAGCGUGGUUUGGUAUACCCCGAGAAAAGGGCGCAGGUACAUUUCAGAAGCAACCACAAAGACAUCAGUCACUACUACAGCCCAUCCAUGGUGGAGGACCCUUGGGCAGAACUGGAGGCUGCGGCUACAGGGAAAACAGUGUCUACAUAA
Messenger RNA from Bufo gargarizans (Asiatic toad), 417 nucleotides. Its product is annotated as gastrula-specific protein 17-like. The coding region runs from base 1 to 417 and encodes 138 amino acids. The record is from RefSeq and is a predicted model, not a curated record. The transcript is spliced from 2 exons. Lineage: Eukaryota; Metazoa; Chordata; Amphibia; Anura; Bufonidae.